Molecule: messenger RNA, 2896 nt
Organism: Eublepharis macularius
Lineage: Eukaryota; Metazoa; Chordata; Lepidosauria; Squamata; Eublepharidae
Product: E3 ubiquitin-protein ligase TRIM7-like
Exons: 7
Coding region: 16-1464 (482 amino acids)
Molecular function (GO): zinc ion binding; protein binding
Source: RefSeq, a predicted model, not a curated record
UUCUUCCAGACAGCCAUGGCCGCAGGGGUCCCGAUCUCCGAGCUCUGCGAAGAAGUGACUUGUUCCAUCUGCCUGGAGUAUUUCAAGGACCCCGUGACGGUUGCGGAGUGCGGGCACGAUUUCUGCCGAGCCUGCCUGACGGGUAGCUGGGGGGGAUCGGAGGCAGAGGCUUCCUGCCCUCUUUGUAGAGAGACCGUUCAGACAAGGAACCUCCGCCCGAAUCGGCAGCUGGCAAACUUUGUCGAAAUAGUGAAGAAACUCUGUCUUUUGGAAGAGAAGGCGGCAGAAGCGAAGGGGGGAGAAGCGAGGGAGGGAGUCUGCGCAAAGCACCUGGAGCCCCUGAAACUUUUCUGCCAAAAUGAACAAGCCCUCAUCUGCGUGGUCUGUGACAGAUCCGAAGAGCACAGACGUCAUGAGGUGAUUCCUCUGGAGGAGGCUUUCGAAGAGUACACGGAUAAAUUCUGUAGCUCCCUUAACAUUCUGAUGAAGGAGAAAGAAAAAAGAAUGGCCUGUAAAGCAGACACAGAAAAGGAAAGCCAACGUUUGCUUGAGCAAACAGAAUCUGAGAGACAAAAGAUAGUGGCUGAGUUCAGGAAACUGCAUGAGUUUCUAGAAGAACAAGAGAAACUUCUGCUGGCCCAGAUGGAAGAGCUGGAAAAGGACAUUGCAAGGGAAAGGGAUGAGCACCUGGCCAGCCUCUCCACAGAACUAUCUUCUCUUGAAAAGCUUGUCCUGGAGAUGGAGGAGAAGAUUCACCAGCCAGCCAUUGAACUCCUGCAGGAUGUCAGAAGCACCUUGCAGAGGUGUGGGAAGUUUGAGAACCCCAUAACGUUGUCCCUUGAACUGAAGUGGAGGAUCCAGGACAUCUGUGAUACAAACCGCUUUCUGGAGCUUGUUAUGAAACAAUUCAAAGACACUCUGUUAUCUGGACUUCAGCUGCAGAAAGCAAAUGUGACUCUAGAUCCAGACACGGCCCAUCCCCACCUUAUCCUCCCAGAGGAUUGUACAACAGUGAGAGAGGGAGAUGAACCUCAAGAUGUGCCUGACAAUCCUGAAAGAUUUGACGAAUUUGCUGCUGUGCUGGGACGUGAGGGGUUCACCUCAGGCCGCCAUUUCUGGGAAGUCACCGUGGGACAUGAGGGAGGGUGGGCUGUUGGGGUUGCCAGAAAGUCUGUGAGGAGGAAGGGUGUUCUAAAGUUUAGUCCUGAGGAAGGGAUCUGGGCUGUGGAGAAGUGGUUAGGUGGGUACAAUGCUUUCAUAAACCCUCAUUAUGAACCUCUGACCCUGAGUGGAGAGCUCAAGAGGAUCCGAAUCUAUUUGAACUACUAUGAGGGGAGAGUAGCCUUUUUUGAUGCAGACACAGCAGCCCCUCUUCACACGUUUUCGGAGGCCUCCUUUUCUGGAGAGACACUUUCCCCCUUCUUUUGGGUGCGUUUAAAAGCCCAACUUGAUCUCUCUCCAUAAACCAGUCAGACUUCUUUCAUACAGGCCUUGCUGCUAUUUAAAAAAACAUUUAAAAACACAGACAGUAAUUUCCCAAGAGCUCCUUUUUGGCUCUGUAAAGGCUACAACAGGCUUGCAGUCACCAAAAUUAAGUAAAAUGAUUUACAUUCUCUCCCCCCCUCCCCGUCUUUUUGUUCCUCUGGUUACUACUUCUUUUUUUAAAAAGUCAAACAUUCAGUGUGAUAAAUAAUACUUGAAUCUGUUCUAAGGAAAAAGCACAUGUCAAAAUAUUAGUCAGGGGUGCUGAGGCAAUUUUAUUAACCUUCUCAUAUGUGAAAUUACAUUGUAAAAAUAUGUACAGGUAUUGCCAAAUGAACUAAUAAAAAUGUUUCAGUAUUUCUUAUCUCCCCCUCCCCUGUUUCCAGUUUUCCUCAGACCCCUAAAUGGCCAUGAAGAUGUACUAUCUCAUGGCCAAAUAUGUACUACCUCAUGGCCAGGCCUCCUGCCAGCAGCCCUCAUUACCUGCUACUAGUUGAAUAGCAGAGGAGGUACAAAAAGUCGGCAUUUUGUGUGCUGUUCCAUCACUUCUAGGGAAAAUCUGGAAAUGACAUUAGGUAGUCAUAGGAAUCACUGGAAACUCUAUGGUUUUACCAGGGGAGAUGUCAUGGUGUAUGCAAUGCUGUGUACCCCUCCUCAUCUCCUCAAACUCCAGUCUCCUGCUGGCUGUCAAGUAUGGUCCUGGCAACCCCAGGUACAAACCACAGGACAUGCCAUCCCUGAGAUGAAAAUUGCUGACACAUGAUUGCAUUAUAUGCUCCAGCUGUCACCUUUCAUAUUAGAUAUGAGGCAACUUUUUAAAGAUUACUUUGCACAUUGACUAGCCAGAAACACACACUAGGAAUGCAACUCUGGCUCAGGACAGAUCUGUAUGUAAAAACAUUGUUUUGGUAUAAUUUGCAUUGUAUAUAUGGACAUUGUAUCAUAUUUAAUGGUAAUGGAACUAUACACUGAUUACAUGCCCUAUAUAUUUUUGCAGAAUGCUAGCUGAACACCACUUCUUAACAAGGGACUUAAGGGCUAUAUCUUUUAUUUUAUAUCGGGGCCCUCUAUCUUUUAUUUUAACUAUAAACAGCAAUAUUUUGGAGGGCAUUCUAGAAUUGACUUAUACCAAUAUGUUUAUUUCUAUUUUUAAUUUUAGGCUCCAUUUUUAUACUACCUGGCCUGACCAACAGUAUUUUAUAUUUAUUAGUCAUAAUUUUUAUGCGUGUGUAACAACAAAUUAGACCAUUUGGUCUUUGUAUAUGUGCGAUCAAUUUUGUGACUUGGUUCUUUUAUAUGUGCCAACAAUUUUGUGACUCUGUGUCACUGAUGUUACUAGGUCUCUAGGUUUUUAACUUUGUUCCAUGGUUUUUAAUUGCUUUUGCACUGUUCAAUAAAUAUUUAUAUUUAUGUA